Porites lobata is the source of this 6249-nucleotide messenger RNA. Lineage: Eukaryota; Metazoa; Cnidaria; Anthozoa; Scleractinia; Poritidae. The record is from the annotation of a GenBank genome assembly.
AUGGACACUGAAGUUGGCAAAAAUUUGCCGGCAAGAGUCCUCUACCUUAAAAAAAGAAGUAAACAAGGAAACAUUUUAUGUUUCUUGCGGCUAUAAUGUUGACAAAUCCACCCAUCGAUAGAAGCGUACAAGUUUUGGUUCGGCAUGGUUGAAAUUUGGUACGGACAGGUUGUUUACACUGCAAAUUUUAUCCGAGCCGAACCGUCUUUUUGGGACCCGUGCCAUUUUCCCCCCCAGCCGUGCCAAAAAUUUUCUGUAAUGUAAACCGGGCUUUAGUGUUAUAUGCUAUAACUGAUGUAAAGAUAACUGGUCUUAAAUCAUAUAUUUGAAAAUCAUAUACAGAAUCAAUUCAAACUUUUACAAGCUAAGCUUCCAUGUUAAUCAACGGAGCCUUCUCCAAUGGCGAAGGGACUCUCUAUCGUAUUAUUUUUUUAAAGUAGAUGCUGUAGAUGCCUAUAGCUUUGUAUCAUAUUCACUACUUUAACAUUGCUCAUACACCGAAUGCUUGUUUACCUCUCAAAAUUUUGCAAAAGCAUUGUAGUCUAUUUUUCUUGAGACGACUGGAAAAAGGAAAAAUCAGAAACUAAUUACAAAUUUUGGGGAUAAAAAGGCGUAUUAUGGGCAAUGUGUAAAUGGUGAAUCAACAGGAUAAAAAGCAUUUUGAUUAAAUCUAAUUUAUAUGCAAGAGUAUUGAAAUCUAUUCGACGGCUGUGUAAACUAUUCAGAAUGUUUAGUAGCAUAGAUACCAAAAUUGUUUUCCAUUUUCUAAGUGUUGACUCGUUCAUGCCCACUAUUCAAAUCCCAUGUAUUGAAGAGAUCAAUAAACACUUUAUUCUGGAUUAACAUGUAAAAUGAAAAUAAUUUUAAAAUCACAUAAACUAAAUAAUACUAACGGUUUUUUAUAUUCGAACGAAAUCAGUAUUUUCCUGCCAAUUUAAACGAAUUCUUAACAUAGACCUCCUGUAGACCACUGUUUCAGAUAAUCAUUGGAUCACCAGCUCACAUUUUUAGUAGAUCAAUUAAUAAAUGUUUUUCUUUUCUGUCUUUUUGCCUAUCAAACGUUGGAGUAGCAGACAUUGGAUUUGGCUGAACUAUUAAACUCCCUCUACGUUGUUUGCAUUAAUUAGUUAAACUGUAAAACGCACAAAUGCAAAUCAGCCUAAUAAUUACUUAAUAACUGGGAAUUCAUCAAGAUCUGUGUUCCUUCGGGUGUUGGAAACUUCUUCAGGAUGCAAUUCAAUGCAAAUUUAUCUUUCGCGGAGGUACUAACCUGAGAUCAGGCUCUAUUUUCGUUUCGCUUUGAAAAUUACAUUCCGGAGGGCAAGACGAAACGAAAAGAGAGCCUGAUACAAACCUUUAACGAAAUGUCUGCCGCCCACUUUUUUGAUUGAUUGACAUUUGCCGAAUCCGCCAAUUAGAAUUACCUGCGUUGCUUGUUUUUCUAGUAUGCGAAUUUUUCACGCGUGGGAAAAAUGUAGACUGGCUGACUUAAAAAAUAGCUUUUAUCUGUUAAUUUUUUCAGCUAAAAAUAAAACAGUCAGCACAAUCACAUUGAACUUCUUGCGAGAUUAAGGGAGAUCUCGAAGGUUACUUCUGUUGGCGUAGAAGGUAAAAAGUUUUCGAAAAGACGGCGACACGAUGUUCUACUAGUUAUUUUGGCUAAGCGCUCUGGAAUUUAAAAUACUGAAAUCUCUAUUUUUCCGUUGUCUUGAUAUUUUCCUCGGUAAUUUCCCCCUAUUUUCAGUACAUAAAUCUUUAAAAACAAAAGCAAACAGCCAACGAGCGAGGACACCAGUUUUCUUGGUUUAUUUUUAACAAAAAGCGUAGUCAAACAACCAGUAGCUACCAGUCUGUGAACACUGAAAAUUCCUUGAACAGCGAUGCGAUAUUUUUCCUCUAAUACUUCACAGUUGGCGAUUGAGGUUUCUUUCGCAGUGAGCCUCCGUUUGCGUACCCCGUUCAUAUAACUCAUUCCCGGCUAAACUUUUAAAUGAAACCAGUUUUAAGAUGGACAGUAUUUCGAUUUGCACACGUUUGUUGGUAAAUCAAAAUGCACCUUGUUAGCGAUCAACAACUUGCAGAGGGUUUCAACUCCGCGAUACACUCACUUUCCGUAAAUAAAGCAAAUCCUGAGAAGAUAUGAACAACCACAUGAAUUUUCUGAAUUUCCAUGGCACAUAUUAAGGCAUAUUUUCCUACCAUAAGACCAUGAAACAACAAAAACGACGGCAAAAACGAUCCUUCUCUCCGCCGACGGCGGAUCAUUCACGAAAACAACCACGCGAGGAAUAAGAGCUUUCAACUUCCGGCGUUUCAGACAGCCAAUCAGAUCUUGUGGCAUUGUUCUAACAGCCAAUCAGCGUUACGGCCAAAAUCUGGCCAUAACGAGCACAAACUUGUAAUAGUUUGUAUCAGGCCCAAUUUCAGCGGUAGCCGUUAGAGAGAAUGUAUGAGAACCGCUCAAAUUGGGCCUGAUCUCAGGAUACGGAGGUACACCAGAACAGACCACAUUUUGUGGAGAGACUUCAUCUGUACAAUAUAUUUCUUUGUGUCCGCAGACAUUUUUAUCAUUGAUAUUUCGAAAACAUGGAAUGGAAAUUUCGCGUCUUAUUUUUCUUGGUCAUCUUCGUAAUAUUUGGAGUACUGAUAAUGCUAUCGUCGUCAGAAAUCAAGAAAGGUAAGAGUGCAAUAAAUUUAAAAAAUAAUGGCGUUAUUCAUGGUUUUUGUUACCUCGACUAUGACUAAAACUGAAUCGGGAUUUAACAUUAAGAUGAUCGCAUUUUUUUGCUUUACCGUAUUUGCUGCAAGACCUUUUAAACUGAAUAGUUCUAUAAACAGUUACCCUUAUUAAGGAUAGUAAGGAUUUAUUUCUGCCAUCAUUCAGAUAAAAUUUAAAUUCAUCAUUUUAAAAAUAUAAUAUUCAAAAAGUCUCGUCCAAAGAAGUGGUCUAAUUAACAACCUGCUGGAAAUUAAAAGACGUCUCAAAGAAUCUUGCUGUUUGCAGUAUUCUAUUCUCUCAGCAUGAUAUCAAGUCACAAUUUUCAAAAGCUCUUUCUUUCAAUCGACAGACGAGAUCACGUGACUUCAUGAGGCACGUAAAAUUAUUCCGUUUUGUGGCGGUCGCUCUGAGUGAGGAAAUUCUGUUAAACAUGUUUAUGCCAGAGUAAACAAGCAACAAUUUGACUUCAGCGAAGUUUAAGAGCCAAUCUUGGACUUAUUCUGCCUUCAAGAUUUCCAAAAAAAUCUCUUGUACACGCAGACUUAAACAAAUUUCCGAUCUAGUGUUCCUAAGGGUUGACUGGCGCUGGUAAUUAGUUAUCAGUGAGUUAUGACAUGCAUGUCACCCUGUGCUUACAAGUCAUACAUUUAUUUUGUUCUGUUUCAAAACAAAGCCGACAACCAUCAUGCUAUAAUUUUCUUCCCCUUUAAUCUUCCACAUCACUCACGUAUUACUUCGUUCUUGUUGACACGAGAACAUAACGUUCCUUUAAAACUGUUCUUCUUUGCUCCUUUCUUUAAGUGUGGCCAAGGCUUCACACACAUUACACUCUUUUUUUUUUAUAAGAAUAUUGUUUUUCCGUCCCAGGCUGAAUAUUCUUAUUUUUCUGCCGAUUUUAGGCUGAAAAUAUUCUUGUAUUAUUCUUAAAUUAUAGCUUAUGACAUUUCCGUUUUAGAAUUUAUUGGGGUAUAUGUAUAUAUAUUAUAUGUACCGUUCAUCGAACUGUCAUUAGCGUUGAACAUUUUGCUAUAGCUAGUGCGGGUUUUUUCGUUUUGUUGGCUAGUUUCGCCGUUCAGAGAAAGGAAUAAUUUUAUACGGUUAAGUUAAAAACAUAAAAUUGUAUUGUAUUUACAGAUGUUUCAACACACAAAAUUAUAGCUAUCCUUUUCAAAAUCUCAGCCUUGGUUUUAUUCUUAAAAUAUUCUUAAUAUUUCGCAAAUUUCAGCCUCGAUAUUCUUAUAAAAUAUAUUCUUAUAAAAAAAAAAGAGUGUACAGGAUUUUGAGUUUCUAAGCCUCGGCAAAAAUUAUGGAUGAAAAGUGUCCGUUCAUUCCGGAGGGUUUAGAAUGCCGAGCACGGAAAGAAAAAAGCUUUUAUCCUAGAAUUUUGUGGCUUUUUUGUCGCCUUGGAAUUGCCAUGUUUUGGCUAGAAUGCCAGUUCUGACGGUUGAAAUGACCUGCGGCUUGAUUUGAUACGUCUUGCCAUUUAUCAUUUCUCGGCGUUUCGCCUAAGUGAAUCUUUUUACUUAGGCUAUGUUCACGCUUUACCGGAUAGCUUUGCGCUGCCACGAAAAUCAUAACGGAUGGGGCUUCUGUUCGCACACAAACACGGCGAUUGCGGCGCGACUGCUGUGACGACGAUCGGAUAGGUUUUCAGUGUGCAAUACUUUAGUGCAGUGUGAACCAAGAGAGACAGACAUUCUCUCUUGGUGUGAACACAAUAAGUAGGAGUAAGUAGGAACGAGGACUGAAUAUUCAGGAGUGAGGACUGUACCAACCCUCUAGGAACGACUUGUCGAUCCCCCUCCAGGCUGUUGCUGUUCGUACUGCACCCGACGUCAUGCAGCUUUUCGUGGCGCAACGAAAAGCUAUCCGCUAUCCGAUAUAGUCUAUUUAUUUAUUUACCAGCUUUUCUGGACAUAGGCCUGCCCAGAGGGAAUACGCACGAACGGGACUCGGGUCUCAUACGAGGUGCCAUCCCUACCCAAUCCCACAACCCGCAAAGGUUGACCACACCACCGGGGUCUACGACCGCUACUCUUUUCCAAUAGUGAUGGGGGUUCUUCUACGUCCCACAAGAACAAAUCAGUGAAAGUGCUGUGAGACGGGACCUACGGUUUUACGUCCUUAUCCGAGAAGACUAGAAAGUCUAACCAUUUGCAGAUGUCAUUACAAAGGCAGCACUUUCCUCUCAGUUAAUUAAAGACCCUGAGUCUUGGUCCGACCGGGGUUUGAACCGCCGAGACCGGCGCUCUCCCAACUGAGCUAACCAGGCGGCGGUCAAGACGAUCUGAACAUAACCUUAUAUUAGUUUUCCUAGUAUCGCCCAGGCCUGAGUAAGGCCAUUGUCUGUUGAAACGCAGUGAUAUAAAUUUUUCUCUCUUUUCAGUUUCAGAAGCGCGGAUUGCAAUCCAGACUGAUGUGUCUGUAAGUAAUAGAACAUAGUGUAACUAUUAAUUAAAUUGAGUAAAAAUCAAAAUGCAGCCCUUAAUCGGCCUAGUCAAUUAGAUACCUCAGCACUUAAAUGGACGACCAUGUGAUAAGAAUUUUGUAAUGACAUAUAUUCAUUGAAUAUGCGUCUUAGGCAGGUUUGGAUGUAGCUAUCAAGAAAGACUGAAAACCCAACUGUUUUCUUAUUUUCACAGACAGUGACGGCCAUAUCAGCACAAGAACUUUUGCUGACUAAACUAGCUGAAAGACAAGAAAUGAGGAUACAACAACUGAAAAAUUACUGCUUGGAACAUUCAAACGAAAAGUUACCGUGGGACAGAAAAGGGCAACUCGACCAAUUUCUUGUCGACGAUGACAAUAAAUUUAUUUACUGUGCCGUUCCCAAGGUGGGAACCACACCCAUGAGGAUGACGCUACUGCGUUUGAGGAACGACAGCAGAAUAAAACUUACGGAAGGUUCAGUUCAUCUUCCUAAAUACUGGAGGCGUUUAAGUGAUCAAGAAUUCAACGAAACAGAGUUAUCCAAACGUCAAAAUACACAUUUCAACUUUCUGUUUGUUCGAGAGCCGUUUCACCGACUUCUGUCCGGCUACAAAGAUAAAUUCUUUGGAAAAAACAGAGUUUAUACCAACGGGUAUCGUCAACUGAUAGUGAGAGCUUUGAGGCCAAAGGACGAGGAGAAGGUUGCAACAGAGACGAAUAACGUUACAUUCACCGAGUUUCUAACGUAUCUCUUAUCUGAUAGAAACCCGAUGAUUCGCGAUGGUCACUGGAAGCAAGCACAAAAACUUUGCUUUCCUUGCGCUUUUGACUUCGACUUUAUUGGCCAUUUUGAGACGCUUCAAGAGGACGCAGAUUAUUUGCUGAGCAAAACGGGUUUUAAUGACCGUGUUAAAUUCCCAGUCGUACGUACGUCACAGGUUUCUAGUGAUUUUUUAGAGUAUUACUCAGAAGUUCCAAAGGAAAUAAUAUUCAAACUGGGAGAAGCUUUCAGGAGUGACUUUGAAAUGUUCGGCUAUGCAUUCCCUGGACCUCUAAAAAGUUUACUUAAAAACUAUUUUAAUAAUAGUACCCAAAGUUAA